AUGGCCUGUCUGACGGCCGCUUUCUCGGUCGGCACCGCCUUGAACACCAGCAGCUACUCUGCAGUGAUGACGGAGCUCAAGUCGGUGUGCGUCUCGGUGGACGAGGUGGUCUCCACCAACACGGAGCUGUGCGAGAAGGAUCUGCUGAACGGGCAUCUGAAGAAAGUGGACAACAACCUCACAGAGGCCCAGCGCUUGUCCUCCCUGCCCCGGAGGACGGCGAUCAACAUUGAAUUCAAGGAUCUUUCCUACUCAGUCCCAGAAGGCCCCUGGUGGAAGAAAAAAGGAUACAAGACCCUGCUGAAAGGGAUUUCCGGGAAAUUCAGCAGUGGGCAGCUGGUGGCCAUCAUGGGUCCUUCCGGGGCCGGGAAGUCCACGCUCAUGAACAUUCUGGCCGGAUACAGGGAGACGGGCAUGAAAGGGACCAUCCUCACCAACGGCAAGCCCCGGGACCUGCGCAGCUUCCGGAAGGUGUCCUGUUACAUCAUGCAGGACCACAUGCUGAUGCCGCACCUCACCGUGCAGGAGGCCAUGAUGGUGUCCGCGCAUCUGAAGCUCAAGGAGAAAGACGAGGGCAGAAAGGAGAUGGUCAAGGAGAUCCUGACAGCUCUGGGCUUGCUGUCUUGUGCCAACACGCGGACCGCAAGUCUCUCAGGCGGGCAGCGCAAGCGCCUGGCCAUUGGGCUGGAGCUGGUGAACAACCCUCCCGUCAUGUUCUUUGAUGAGCCAACCAGCGGCCUGGACAGCUCGUCCUGCUUCCAGGUGGUCUCCCUGAUGAAAGGGCUGGCACAAGGAGGGAGGUCCAUCAUCUGCACCAUCCACCAGCCCAGCGCCAAGCUCUUCGAGCUGUUCGACCAGCUUUAUGUUCUUAGUCAAGGACAGUGUGUGUACCGGGGAAAAGUCUUGAAUCUUGUCCCAUACUUGAGGGAAUUAGGUCUGAACUGUCCAACCUACCACAACCCAGCUGAUUUCAUCAUGGAGGUGGCGUCCGGUGAGUACGGCGAUCAGAACGGCCGCCUGGUGAGAGCCGUCGAUGAGGGCCUGUGCGACGCUGACUGCAGGAAAGAGCCUCCUGCGGGGGAUGGCGAGGUGAACCCCUUCCUCCAGCACCAGCCCUCUGAAGAGGUAAAGCCCACCAAAGGAUGGAAGGGGCGGAGAAAGAAUUCCACUUCCACGGAAAGCUGCCACAGCGUCUCCGCCAACUGCCUCACCCAGUUCUUCAUCCUCUUCAAGAGGGCCCUAUUAACUACCGUGAGGGAUUCGGUCUUGAUGCACCUCCGGGUCACCUCGCACAUUGCCAUUGGCCUCCUCAUCGGCCUGCUCUACUUGGGGAUCGGGAACGAAGCCAAGAAGGUCAUGAGCAACUCCGGCUUCCUCUUCUUCUCCAUGCUGUUCCUCAUGUUCGCGGCCCUCAUGCCCACCGUGCUCACGUUUCCCCUGGAGAUGGGCGUGUUUCUCCGGGAACACCUGAAUUACUGGUACAGCCUGAAGGCCUACUACCUGGCCAAGACACUGGCCGACGUGCCCUUCCAGAUCAUGUUCCCGGUGGCCUACUGCAGCAUCGUGUACUGGAUGACCGCGCAGCCGACCGACGCCGUGCGGUUCGUCCUGUUCGCUGCGCUGGGCACCAUGACGUCCCUGGUGGCGCAGUCCCUGGGCCUCCUGAUUGGAGCUGCCACGUCCCUGCAGGUGGCAAUCUUCGUGGGCCCCAUGACGACCAUCCCCAUCCUCCUCUUCUCAGGAUUCUUCGUCAGCCUUGGCACCAUCCCAACCUACCUGCAGUGGAUGUCCUACAUCUCCUACGUCAGGUACGGGUUCGAGGGGGUCAUGCUGUCCAUCUACGGCAUGGACCGCGCGGACCUGCACUGCGACGUGGAGGAGACCUGCCAUUUUCAGAAGUCGGAGGCCAUCCUGCGGGAGCUGGACGUGGAGAACGCCAAGCUCUACAUGGACUUCAUCGUCCUGGGCAUCUUCUUCAUCUUGCUGCGCAUCAUCGCCUACUUCGUCCUGAGGUACAAAAUCCGGGCCGAGAGGUAG
Pipistrellus nathusii (Nathusius's pipistrelle) is the source of this 2037-nucleotide messenger RNA. The record is from the annotation of a GenBank genome assembly. NCBI's taxonomy places the organism in Eukaryota, Metazoa, Chordata, Mammalia, Chiroptera, Vespertilionidae.